Molecule: messenger RNA, 3290 nt
Organism: Amaranthus tricolor (Joseph's coat)
Lineage: Eukaryota; Viridiplantae; Streptophyta; Magnoliopsida; Caryophyllales; Amaranthaceae
Exons: 8
Coding region: 283-3003 (906 amino acids)
Source: RefSeq, a predicted model, not a curated record
AAAACAUAAAAUAAUCCGUACCAAAAUUCAAAUUCAAAAUCCUCCGCUCUCUCUCCAACGGUCAGAUUUCCGCAUUAUGCCCUUACAUGUUCUCAAAUCUUGACUAUAAAACCUUAACCAGAAACUCCAAUCCUUCAUACAUCAUACCGCCUCCAUUCCACCCAUUUCUAUUACAUUAAACCCUAAAUCUCUCUACUUCAAAAAACCCCCUAAAUUCUCUCUUUACACUACAUCUAUUUUCUAUCUCUUCAUCUUCAAUUUUUCGCGUUGAAGAACAAGUCAAUGGAUUUCACUACUUUGAAGAGACGUGACCUUCAAUCUUUGUGCAAGAAGAACAAUAUUCCUGCUAAUCUCACCAAUGCUGCCAUGGCCGAUGCUCUAGCUUCUCUUUCUACUGUUGAAGGAAUCGAUGAAUAUUCAGGAAUCCCACAAACUGAAGUCCAGGGAUCACCUGAAAGAUCUGUGAUUGGCUCACCUAAUGCACAACACCAAACCACCACGCGUCAAAGAGUCUCCAAUGAAGAGCUUGAAAGCUCGAAAGUGGCUACACGAACUGGACGUGGAACCAGAACUAGAGUGGUUGAAGGAACUGAUACUAAGAAGACUCCAGCCACACGUACGACGCGGAAAAGGGCAUGUCAGGAAGCAUCAAUCAAGAAUAAAAUGGAGAAGGAUCUGCAAGCUGAGUUUGAGGCUGAUUUGGACCAAUCUGAAGUUUCAGAGAAAAAUGUUCUUCCUGAAAGCGAACUUGAACAAAUCUCUGAAGAGGUUUCAGAAGUUACUGUAGAGACUGAAGUACAAGCGCUAUCAGAGAGCCAAAAUGAGGUUGGGCAAGUUGAUAAUGGGCAAAAAGUCAUUGGUGUGGAUGACUGCAAAGAGAGCCAAGAAGAACAGAAUGUGAAUAUGGUACAAGAAGAUUCUGCAAACACGUUUGAUGACAAUAAGGAAGUGGACUUUCAUAGCUUCUGUAGAAAGAACCUCCAAAUCCUUUGUAAGAAGAACAAGAUACCUGCCAACAUGAGCAAUGCUGCAAUGGCUGAUGCUCUUAAGUCUCUGGAGAUCGUUGAAGGUUUGCACGAGUUAAUCGAGGAUUGUGACUCUCAAGCUUUAUACUCACCUAUGAUGUCAGGAAUUGCUUCAUCAUGUGCUCGUCGAUCAAGGACCUCUCAGAAAACCAUGAAGGAAGAACCAUGGAGCUCAAAGCUGAAUGCUAAAUCAUGUCGUGGUUCAAGGAGAAGGUUAUUAGAAGAAAAUGAACAAAAAUAUAAUGUUGUGCAAGAAAUUAUAGCUGCACCAAGUGUUCUCCCAAUGGUGAGUGAGGCUGGUUCUGCUAUCAUUGAUUGUGAGAGCCUUCAGGAAAAGGAAGAUAGUGCAGUGCGCAAGAGUGAGCAAAAGAAAUUGGUGAACUCAAUUGUGGACAAUAGGGAAUGUCCUCCCACAUCCAGUGAUUAUGAGGUUGACAGUCCAAAGUCUUGUGAAAUUUCAGGUGAAAAUGAUUAUCUCAAUGCGAAGAAACUGAAGGAUCUAGAAGAAACAGUUUCUGAGAUGGAUGAAAAUGCUAAAGAUGAUACUGUAGCAAGUUCAGAGAAUGAUUUGGACCCCCAGGCAGUGGUUAAAAUUUUCAGCAAUGAUGAGGAACCGGAUUUCGGUUCAGAAAAUGGUGAAUUUACCAAUAUUCAAAAAUCAAGCAACAUGGAAAAUGAUGCUGAUAGUGAAUCAGAUGAUCUGGUCACUGCUCCUCAUUCUGCUACAGAACAAAUGUCUAGAGAGAUUGUUUCUGAGUCAACUAUUCAAGCUGAUCAAAUUUUCAGUUUGGAUACCAACAUGGAUAGUAGUUCAGAGAAUAUACAGUUUGAAAAAGUACUCACAUUUUCAGUGAAUGCUGCUGCACAUUCUGGAUCGGCUGAACGUGAUGGUAGUAGCCAUGUAGAAGAUGAGUUGUCUGUAGAAUCUAAUACUGAGCCAACUAUUAAAGCUAACAAAACAAGUUCAGAAGUGAACGUGGAAGGAGAAUCUGAAACUAGCUACACAGAAGAAGAGAUUUCUGGUAAACAGAUUCAGGAAAAAAGUUUGGAGAGUGAUUCUGAAAGUAGCUGCACUGAAGAAGAGGACUUUGGUUUUGAGUCAACUUCUCAAGAUCAAGUUAGUCUUGAAACUAAUGUUGACAUUCUAUGUGAAAAGAUUCAGCUCGAGAAACUGGACACGACAAACGUUUCUGCCCCAGACAGCAAUGUUCUAAUUUCCAACAAUUUAGAGCUCACUACUCGGACUGAUUUAUGCUCAUCGACAGAGAUGAAUCCACUUGAGAAAGUGGACACAUCAAUUGAUUUUGCUAACGAUGCUUAUACAGAAGAUCUGACUUCCAGAAAGUAUGGUGAGACACCUUUGCCUCAGAAAAGUAUGCGAAAAUUGAGGAAGUUGCUCAAGGAGAAACUUCAGGGGCGAAAAGCUCAGAUGGAAAAAUUGGAGAAGAGACUGGAGGCGUUGACCUUGGAAGAGACUAAAAGCGCAAUGGCAAAGGGGGAAGGUCUUCGGGUGGAGUCUGAGUUGUCUGGAAAUGAAAAUCCAAUUCCUCAAAUGGUCCUUAAUGAAAAAGCUGUUGAGGGUCACAUUGAAAAAUCAGAAGAUACCAAGGAUGGGGUGAAUAAUUCUGAUAUUGAUGCUAAAACACUUCUGCCAGUUGAUGUUGUGACUGAUAACAUCAGUGGUAGUACAUACCCCCCACAAUCAACACCAAGCAAGUUUUCAAGGACGUCACUGAUGUUUACGACUCCAACUAAAACGGCAAAGUCAGCUGAAAGGAAGAACUGUGUUUUGGAUGUCAACAAGGAGAACAUUGACAGCAGUGCUAACAAAACUGAACCUGGAAAAAUCAAAAUUGUUGUUACUGAUUCUGCUAUGAGCUUGGGGAAGCUGAAAAAGGAAUGCAAAAUGCACCAGCAGUCGGAGAAGAAGAGGACGCCAUUGCAGUCAUAUUCACAAAACAAUCGCCGCCUUGGCUAGAAUUCACUCAAGGGGACAAAUACAAAAACAAUCUCAAAUGAUGCUGUUUCAUGGACUUGGGAGGUUAAAACCUUUGGUUUGCCUUCUUGUAGCUGUGGUUUUUAUUUUUCUUUCUUUGAUAAACUAAAUAUGUAGUCAACAGUGUUUGUUGAUGUUAAGCCAUGAAAGGCUUAAAUAUGUGGUUGUGAUAAACUAAAUCUCAAAUUUUUGAUAAAGGCAAACUCAAUGUAAGCGCCAUAUUGGCAAUGCAAAUUUUUAAAUGCAACAUCUACAUAUUGAAGAUACUA